This is a messenger RNA of Meloidogyne enterolobii, 471 nucleotides long. Lineage: Eukaryota; Metazoa; Nematoda; Chromadorea; Rhabditida; Meloidogynidae. The record is from the annotation of a GenBank genome assembly.
AUGACAAUGACCUCAGCAGGUGUAAUGGCUGUGUCUAACCAACAAAUGUUGCAACAACAGCAGCAGCAACCGCAGCAUCGUGUACAAUACAGACCGCCUGAUAUCAGUCAAGUAUCAGCUGGUGUUGGAAUGCAAUCUGUUCAGCCUCAACCUGGAUUUCCAUCAGGUGCACACAUCAAUCCGCAAGUUUAUCCUAAUUUUGGUGGGUCUCAUGGUGCCGCUGGAGUUUAUGGUCAUCCAGAAAAUGGAUCAAUGAUGUCGGAAGUGGAAUUUCAAGAGAUCAUGACUCGUAACCAAACAGUUUCUUCUUCUGCUAUACAUCGAGCCGUAAGUGAUGCUGCUGGUGGAGAUUACGCGUCUGCUAUUGAAACAUUGGUAACUGCUAUUUCUCUAAUUCGUCAGUCACGUGUGGCACACGAUGAUCGCUGCAAGCUGUUGAUUAACACACUUCAGGUUAAUUUACAUUUUUGA